AUGGUCUGGCAUGUAUUUUGGCAAAUUCUCGCACUGUGGGCAUGGGGUGACAACGGAUCAGUACUAAUAGUUAUCGGAUAUAUUGGAUUGGCAGCAUGGAAUACUUUUGAUGUCAUCGAUUCGAAGUUAUCUAACCAAAGUUUUGUAAUUGGAGAUGAGUCAACAUGGGGGUUCGGGCAAAUUCUACCGCUUGGGUUACUCGCUCUGAUAUGUUUAGAUUUACUCGAUAUCCUCAACAAAGCGUAUAAGCAUCAAAGCACGAUUAUUACGUCAGAUUCAUGGGUUCAAAAAGAUGAGUUGUCGCUGGUGAGCUUGGGAAAUGAGAAUUCAGUUUGGCCUGAUGUCCGAACUUAUACAUGUCCUCACUGA
This is a messenger RNA of Sclerotinia sclerotiorum 1980 UF-70, 369 nucleotides long. RefSeq lists its product with no specific name. The transcript is spliced from 2 exons. The coding region runs from base 1 to 369 and encodes 122 amino acids. The record is from RefSeq and is a predicted model, not a curated record. NCBI's taxonomy places the organism in Eukaryota, Fungi, Ascomycota, Leotiomycetes, Helotiales, Sclerotiniaceae.